CAAAAUGGCGGAUCGAGAUGAAAAUAGAGAAAAAAUGCAAAAUGUCGAAAUGCAUCCUUUUCGUUUUGUUGUCCAUAUAAUUGGAACUAGCAUUCAACCACUUAUUGCAAAUGAAAAUAUACAAGUUUCUGAAAAUGCUCUUGGCAUUUUAUGUUCUGAUGGUAACUUAUACAUCGAGCGAACGGAAGCAGGAAAUGUAACGGAUCGCGAAUGUGCUUUAAAGAUAAAUGAUGUUCAAAGUUUUGCAUUCUCUUGUACUGAGUCGAUGGGUGUUAGCCCCUCCUCAACAACUCUUGCUGUUGUUUCACAGCAGAACUUUGUCACGACAUACACGUUAUUGAAAGAUGAGACUUUACACAAAGAUCAUGAAUAUAGUCUCUCACAGGUACUUAAUGGCCUGCCUGAUGACACUGAACUACAAACAGUCUCUGUUUCACAUUUUACUGGCUUGGCAGUCACACUUAUAGUGAAUAGUUCAUAUUUGAUGUGUUUGACCUUAAAAGAAGGUCAUGAAGGGGCUAUUAUUUCCCUGACAUUGCCCAAAACAUGCUUCACGCCAUGUUUUGUGAGAGGAGAGACCCUGGUGGUCGUAAAUACUGACCAGUCAAAGAUUUGUUUCUAUGAUAUCCAUUCUGGAAAGGAACUUUUUUCAAUAGAUCUUACCAAAAUUGAUAUUGACUUUUCUACAAUCCAAUCCUGGUGUAGUUCAAAAUCAUUGGAUAACAUAAUAUUUGCUCAGCACACAGGGGAUUUGAUUAUUCUGGAUUUGAGCGCUUACAGUGCGAUAUUGUCACAAAGGAAGAAUGAACUCCGAGGUAGUGUGGCAUUGCAAACCUGUGAGUAUGGCGACACUCCGUGGAGGGGAAAGCUGCUUCACUUACAUGGGAAGGAUGUUAGGAGUAGAAAAAGUCCGUCAGAUGUCAACCAAAUAUCAUCUGUUUCACACAAUAUGUCUGGUAAAAAGACAGUAUCCGGGUUUUCUCAGGGAAUUCAUGCAAAGGCACAGGUUCCCAAUCCCAUUGCCACAACCUGUGUUCAAGCACCAGACUGUGUUAAGGGUUACAGCGUGGAAACCAUGUGUGUCGAUGACCACAAUGUGUCCAUUACUUACAUGUACAACGACACCCAGAUGCUCUCCAGGUGGUCAUUAAAACACCACCUAUGGCAAAAUAUCAGGUUGAGUUCUGGUGAGCACACCAUAUUGUCCAACAUUCCCAGUAUUCCCCACCUGGUGGUCACAGGGAAAGAGCUGGUCGCCAUUGUGGAUAGUGAUGCAAUGGAUCAGGAACGGCUUGUCAGCGAGUUGAUGACAUUUGGUGGAGCCCCUCUAGCAGACUCGGUCUGUCAUUUGAACAACUGGGGUCGCUGUUCACUGCCCAUACAUACUCUCGAGGUUGGCCUAAAACACAGACAGCUUGAUACAGUCACAUACUUCCUAAACAGCAAACAAAAAUAUUUCACAAGUAUCCAGUCAUUGGCUGGUCUUGAAGUCGAAAUGGAAGAUGAACUGCCACGGUUUGGAUAUUUGGAGUCUUUGAAUCAGUUGGAACCAGCUCUCAAAUUAAUGCUUGAAUCUGUAAGAAGUUCAUUGAAAGACAAAAACUCACAGACAUUUGGGAAACAGGUUCUGGAUGCAAAAAUGGAGUUUAUGUAUGAGCUGUUCUUGGAUGGUCUUGUGGUGUUAGAGGGGGCAACUGAUGAAGCACAGAGGAAGGACAUUCUUCAAGCCACAGAGAAAGUGCAGCAUCAUAUAGAAGAGAUGAGAAAAUAUGUCCGUCUGAUGGAAGAGAGUGUAAAAAUGGGCGGGAAGGAGGAUAGUGUCUCUGUAGGGAGUAGUACAAGUGCCUCACUGAUGGAGAGGAGGAUAACUCCGGGGGAUAGGGACACGGGGCUCGGGGAUAUGGACAUGACUGAUGCAGCAGAUGAAGGCUCAGAGGAAUCCUCUUCAAUGUACAGAGCCUGGGACAAGAUGGACACAAUGACAGUGAUUGAAGAUGGAAUUGUCAAAAACAAGAUGCCGGAACUCCAGCAAUACUUUCUACAGAGGGAAAACCAUGAGCUGGCGGAUUACAGUAACUUGUGUUCACAGGGACUCCAGCUUACCCUCAAGUACAUUAAAUCCCACGAUUUACAGAAGGCGAAGCAGCUCUUAACGAGAAUGGGGAUGAACGUUGUUGACCAAAUGUGGCAUAUAGCUAUGUUCACUCUUGACAUUGAUGUUUGUAUGACCAUCACAGAGUGCCUGAGUGAAGACAAAUCUCUAUCUGAAGAUCAAAUCGCCAUGGUUACAUUUCUGAAAGAAGUGAACAAACUUUAUCCAUCCAGAAACUUUCACCAGCAGCAAGAUCUCUACCCUCAUAUCAAAGACUGUGACUCACAUCAAGUUCAGAGACUUAAAUCACUAGUACAACAUGCAUCAGAGUUUGACCUGAUAAGCCCAUGUGGAGCUCUAGGGGAUGAUAAGGCAGGUGAUGAACACCGCACACCUGAAUGUUACAAUGAGAUUCUCCUAGCCUGGAUCCAGCAUUUGGAUACAAACACCAAGGAUCUCAUAAGACUUGAUGUCCAGAUGAAUAACCAAGAUGCCCCUCUUGAGAUGUUCAGCAGUGAUAUGAUUUGGGUGUAUUUGUUGUCACGGAACAUGACAGAAGUUUUGGUUGCAUGGAUUGACCAUAGUUUUAAUGUAAAGAGCAACUCCACUGAUUUUCAGUGGCCAGUAUCAAGUUUAAGACCCCUAGACUCUGGCUUUGUCAAUAAAAUUGAGUUCUGCACUUCACAAACUGGUGCUGUACUCAGGAGAGAAUUUGCAAGUCACGGAAUAUUUACUGAGGAGACUUUGGACAGUUUUCCUUUGCUUCUGAACCAACUGUCUGCGAUUGGUGGACCUUUACUGCUGCCUCACCCUCUCCAGCGAACUGGGGCGGAACACUUGAGAAACUUCCACGGGAAUAUGGUGAAACACUGCAUCCACAGGAACCUCCCCCUCUUACUAUGGAUGUACUGUUCUACACACAAAGUGCCAUUAGAAAUUGUCCAUCUUUCGUGUGAUGGUGAAAAUGUCGCCUGGUUAUCACUCUUCCUGUGUUUCUAUGCUCUGGUCUGUUCGGAUCAUCAGGAAGUGUCUCGGUGUAUGUAUGAAAGCAGCCUGGAGAAUUCAGCUGUCGUGUGGGGAGACGAGCUGUCCAGUGUUGGAGAGAUGUUGAAAGGGAACCAUCCACUACCUGCACUCGCCACUCUCAUGUACUCCCCUCACAAACUGAAUCAGGUGACAUUUGUAACUCAACAACUUGAAGCCUUUGAUGGAAUGUCUUCGGAGUCAGUUGAGCGUGUGAUACAGGCCUAUCCCAAACUGCACAUGGCGCUGUUUCCCGCCAGUGUAUCAGACGUUCCUAAAUCUGAUGUCUCCAUGUACCAUCUUCUACAAGGCAACGCCCCGUUUGAUCCGUCAAAGUUGUUUGGCUGGCAGAGCACAAAUACUGUCAUGGGGGAAGAUGCACUGAGAUUAAUGCCAUACUUUUCACGUUCUGAGCUAAUGGAAGAGAAUGGAUACAAUGAGCAUCUGCGUUACAACUAUUACCUCAAGCAAGGACGACCUUUGUUUGCAUUCAGCAACUUUUUAGCGGAGGAGUUUAAGAAUGGUGGGCAUACCCUUUCAUCGAAAAGAUUGGCAAUAGCAAUUGGAACGUCUUUAUGGAUUGGUGUGAAGUUCUUCCACAAUGCGCAAAUUGCCACAGCCUGUGUUGUGUUUCAAGAGCUUCUUGGUCACGACAGCCUCUUGCUGCGUGCAUACAUUCACAUCGGCAACGAAAUACUGCAGCAAAGACAUUUAGGUGUGACGGGUACCAUGGAACGAAGAAGAGAACAGCUGAAGAAAAAUGAACAGGAAGUUGUGGAUCUGCUGCUACAGUGUAUCGAGAGGGGUGGGCGGAGUGCCAUGGAGCUGAAGAUGGCCCUGGAAGCAGCCAUACUAGCUGGGAUCACCAGGGAUAGACUUAACCUGUGUUCAUUUGAGGCUGGUGAGAGGUGGACCCUGGCCGUCCUGCUAUGCCAGCUUCUACAGCUACCAUAUAGCACCGAGUUUCUCGACACAUGUGCAGACGCCAACCAGUGGCUGCCAUUCAUCUGGUUUGCUCAGCUGCACCAGUAUAGUAAAGAUCAGCUCUCGUCACUGCUGUACAAGUUCAAGUCCAGUCACCUGCAGGAACAUUUACGUUAUGUUCUUGUUAACGCCGACCUCCGUAGCCUGCAGUCAGAGGGGCAUAGCACAUCGUCAAAAAAACGCCAGGACGCUGGGAGGGAUAAACGCUUAAAUCUUUACUCAAAGAUAGGUGUAUUGAAACAAACUGAAUCAGACUCGGCCACGACAUCUGAUGAUGAAGAUAAUCGUGAGUUUAGAACAGACAAAGAGAUGGAUGACGGUGAAGCAGUGUCUAUGAUGUACAACAGCUGUCCUGAUGACAUAUUUGGUAUUAUUUUUGCGGCCCAGACGACAAACUGCCCAUGGAAAACACUGUUGAUGUACUCUGUUACAUUGAAAAACUGCCUCUUUGCUGAACUUGCAGCUUGCCAGCAGAGUUCAAGUAUCCUGGCGUGUUUGUGUGGAUGGCUGGUUUCAAUGAUGGACGAUGCUGAGCAUGAGCGAUUUAUCGGGAACCAUGGAAAAUGUCCGUGGCGGUACAACCUGUCCAUCCUUGACCAGCUAAUUGACGAAUAUAUUAGAUGCAAGUGCGGAUCAUUACUUGUCACUGCCUUUGAUAUAUUCCAAGAGAAUAGUCCACUGAUACCGUUUCUGCAGUUUUAUGAAGAAUUUACUGAAACACAGAACUUUUCAAAAUGCAGAUUGCUGUUGGAAGAAUUUAAAGAAGCUGUAUUUCAAUUUCGCUAUGAGCAGUCACGAUCGGUCAGCAAGCCUGUAGGUGAUUCGAAAUGGUUGGAGCGGACCUGUUUGAUUGCCGUUGUGUGAGAGUUAUUGAAUGAUGGACUUGUGUCGGAGAGUUGCAGAGGUUUACUACACUAUUUUCUGUACUUCUCACAAGACUUGGCCAUUAUCCUGACGUGCAUCAGACUGAGUUUACAAUCAGAGACGAUUGACUCCAUGAGUCCGCAGAUGCUGCAUCUAGUACGCAGUAAGCCAGAAGAAUUACAUCGACAAUCCAUCGCUGCUCCAGUCGCUCUGCUGCGAAAUUCUAGUACUAUCAGUUUGAUGAGCAACAUCCAGCCCGUGAUUGACACAGUGUCCGCGGAGAACGAGGCCAAGAUCUCGGCAAUGGAAUGUAUCAUGAACCAUUGCAAUGAUGGGAGACCAACAUGCGUUCGAGUGUUAACUGCUUUCAAAAUUGCAGCCGUUCUUGGAUGUGGGUAUGAUGAUGUAGUGACCGGAGAGGACUAUCACAUUCUGCGAUCUCUCCUCAAAACCUCCUGCCUGGCCAAGUUCAGACUGGCCACAGACUUCCUUGCCACAAGUUCACUGACUGCAGAGCAGGUGGCAGGAUUUGUAGCUGAUGCUAUUCUCCAAACAUACAGAAUAAGUUUGGGAGAUGUUAUCGCUGGUGAUAGUGAAAUGUUCUUUGACCCGUCUGACAACAUGACAGACUUCCACCAAAUUGUAAGACUGUGCAGGGAACCAUCAUUACUGGGGAAUAGAUUGGUUGAUUCUGUUGCGCUGAUGGCGGGGGACUUGGAAGAUAUGUCUGAUAAAGUGCUCACCCUUCAAACUGAGCUGUUGAUCAUGGCCCAUGAAUGCUACACGGCUGCUUGUGACAUGGAGGGCAUCUCUAACAUACUGCGAGCAGCGAGGAUGCUUACAUGGCAACUCGUCGCUGCAUCAGAAUACCAACUUAUGACCCGCCUGUUGACUGGUGUCGGUCGGUACAAUGAGAUGACGUAUAUUUUUGAUGCAUUACAACAAAGCCACCAGUUUGAACUAUUGUUGGGAAAACGCAUGGAAAAGGAGUCAAAAAUCAAGACAGCGAUACUGGAUUACCUGAAGAGAUAUCAUCCAGCAGACACGGAGACCUAUACAAUGGUUGCCCUGAAGUUCAUGAUGUACCGGGAAAUUGCACAGCUGCUAGAGGACAAUGCAAACAAAAUUCUCAACAAAUUAAAGGGACGUACCUUGGAUAACAGUGACAAUUCAGCCUUACAAAAGGUGGCCCAGUUCUUGGCAGAAGCAGCAGAGAGUUACGUCAAAGACAAUUGUCUACGCCAUGCCCAAACUUGCAUACGAAAAGCCCGUCUUGUGGCCCUGCAAAUCAAAUAUCUCUCCGCUAACCAGCAGUUUAUUAAUCUGACACGAAAAGGAGCAAAUCUGUUGAUAGCUGAUCACCCUCUAUUUACUGAGGUUUACAUUAUAUGUGAGGCUUAUCAGCAGAGGGAAAAUUGGCCCCAGGCACUUUGCAAUAAUGUCAUCAAUAGGGGCGAUAUGAAGUACCUGCAGGAGUUCAGGGCCCAUGUCAAGAUUACACCACAGCUGGUAGAGGAAGCUGUUGAAAGGUAUCAGCAGUGCACAGAGAAAUCCCCACAGGCUCCCAAUAACAUCAAGAAACUCUUACCCCUGUGCAAGGAUGUUAAAGUUCAGUAUAGAAUAGCAAAACAGCUCGGACUACGAGACGUCGUGGCUAACAUGGAAAAGGGAGAUUCCAAGAGUUAUAUAUCAGAUUUUUCAUGUUUUCGGUGAAUAUUGUUCUGACACACAUACAUUGCCAAAAUAGUAAUAUGGGAUUAACUUCAGAAGGUACUAAAACCUUCUAUAUUUGACUUUACCUUAUGGCAAAAUUAUAACAUUUUUGAUGGUCAAACAAAAAAAUGUGGACACCCAUAUCAGUAGAAUUCAUGAUAUGCUAACAAAUUCUUUGAAGUGCAAUAUAUGUAUUAAAUUAAAGUGAAACAUUUGUUAAUGUUAAAAGAUUGAAGAUAGACAGUGAAGUGUUAAACCCUGGAGGCAAUAUAGAUUGCAUUGAAUAUAGAUAAUGUGAAAGGAGUAUGUUUAGCAUAAUUUUGUUUCAUUUGUUAUGUUAUAUUUAUUGCAUAAUAGUUGAGAGUUAAAUGCAUGUAUGAUGUAUAUUAUAUUGGGCUCUUAAUACUGAGUAGAGACAACUGAUUUACAUUCCUGCAUUAUAGGAUCUUAACAUUAAGCAUCUUGCCUUUCUCCCUAUUAAAGCAAUGCUGUUCAAUUGUUAUUAAUAUUUGACUGUUGAAUUGUUUUAUAUAAAACUAAAUAUAUUUAUCAUUCCUAUCUGUCUUUUUUGAUGAUUUUACAUGCAGCAACUGAAUUUGAGCCAAUCAUGGACAAAAUUCCUGUUCCAAAGUUAGCAUAACUCAGGUUGUAUUUGACUCUGGUUAGCUGGUCAAAGGUAAAGGCAGUUUUUAAACUUUGUCUGCACAAUAACUUUGAAGAACAGUUUGACAUAGGUUCAUGUCACAAGAAUGGUUGGCCGAUGAUACAGACCAAACAACCAAAUCCUAAAAAAAUAGUAGUGAUGGCUUCUGGCCCCAAGCAAAGUUAAGGGGCCAAGAUCCUUGUUGAAGUUAUUUCCAAAAUUAAGUAUAUCCAUUUUAAUGUACUAUUGCUAAUGCAAAUGUCCAGGAAAAAACAUUACAACUGCUUGAGUCUAAAAUUAUAAGCUCUCAAUCCCGAACUAAAUCAUCCUGCCAGCAGCUGACCUAAUUUUUGAGGCCAGUAGGUCAAUAUCGACAUUCUGCAAAAAACAUUAAAAAAAUAGUUUGUCCUAGGCUCACGUUACUUCAUUUC
Molecule: messenger RNA, 7750 nt
Organism: Mya arenaria
Lineage: Eukaryota; Metazoa; Mollusca; Bivalvia; Myida; Myidae
Product: spatacsin-like
Exons: 38
Biological process (GO): axo-dendritic transport; synaptic vesicle transport; axon extension
Cellular component (GO): cytoplasm; synapse; axon
Molecular function (GO): protein binding
Source: RefSeq, a predicted model, not a curated record